Messenger RNA from Xiphophorus maculatus (southern platyfish), 7226 nucleotides. RefSeq names its product Krueppel-like factor 9. Gene Ontology annotation, molecular function: DNA-binding transcription factor activity, RNA polymerase II-specific; RNA polymerase II cis-regulatory region sequence-specific DNA binding. The record is from RefSeq and is a predicted model, not a curated record. NCBI's taxonomy places the organism in Eukaryota, Metazoa, Chordata, Actinopteri, Cyprinodontiformes, Poeciliidae. The transcript has 2 exons. Gene Ontology annotation, biological process: regulation of transcription by RNA polymerase II. The coding region runs from base 1823 to 2584 and encodes 253 amino acids.
AAACAAAUACAGCAUGUCAAAAAUUAUUUAAUUGCUUCUUAAUAACCAAUCUUUAUACAUGUUGCAGCAAUACAGUCUUUUUUGGGGGGUGAUUUAUUUAGGCUGAAGUUGAAAGAGCUACUUGUCAUCACCCUAAUCUUUAGCUUUCUCCACAUAUCCUCUAUCAGUUUUAGGAUUUCAAAAUGGCAAUAUUACUUCCAGCCAGAAGAAACAUAUUGGCAAUACAAAAAGAUCACUUUGAACCUGAUUCUGCAAGGGGUGUGAAUAGUUUUUAGCUGAAUCAAGGUUAAGUUUUCCCAUUGCUUUUAAGGGACACAAAACCACCUGCUUUCAAUCAUUUCUGGCUGCGAUAGAAACGGACCAUGGAGUGAAAAGUAAUAGUCAUUCAUUUUGCAUAAAUAUUUCAUAAAUCUGUGAUAUUUUGCUCAAAGUUUUCACACCAUUAGUCUCUCAUUCCAACCCAAGGUGACAUUUGAGACUGAAAUCGCACACUCAGCUUUCUGUGAUAACAAAACAAGCCCAAUCAUCAGCCCCCCACCACCGUGCUUAACAGUUGGUGCAUUUUCUGCUGUGCUUUCCAAGGACACUUCAUAAUGUCAAACAUAUUAUUGUUUAUUUGAAGUUUCAUCUUCCGCCUUUGAACAAUUUUGAACAAUUACUUUUGUUUUUUUUUUAAAUCAAAACCGUAAUGUUUGUUUGGAUGUGAGGAGGAUCUAUGCUCACCUAAUAAAAAGCAACAUUACUUGUGGAGGCUCGAAGACAAACCUGUUACAAUGUUGUAGAUAUAAACUAAGAUGGGAGGAAUAAGUCUAUAUUGUGUUUCAAAAACCUAAUUAAAAAAAAAAAAAAAAAAAAAGCUUGUCAGAAACAGGGAUGAGUUUGGGAUUUAUCUACUCCCAGCCAAUCAGCCACGUCCUCUAAGACUGGAUGUGGAGGGAAAAAAGAAACUAAAUUACCCAACAGGCGUCAUCCCAGCCUCCUUUCCCCAUCAUUAAGCUGCUAGAGUGCCACCUACUUUCCACGAUCCACCCGCCAGCAGCGUGGUCCACGCCCAUAAUGUGCGUAUGGGUUCACGCCACCUUCUCGUGCGAUGAAAAAAAAAAACAACAACCUUUUUUUCCCCAACUCAGAACGGUCAAAAUACUAUUCUUUCCCCCCUCGUAUAUUAAAGAGUAGGAGGUGCAUUUUACAUUCUGUCAAAUAUAACAUUUCUUUGUUGAUCAAAAUGUUUUUGUGGCGUUAGUUUUAAUGAAGUGAUGAUAUGACAAACGACCGCAUAACAAACAGUGCCCACGUUUUUUACAUAUAAAUAUAUAUAUAAAUAAUUUGAACGCGACAACUAUGGAAACGUUAGAAUAAACACGGAUAUAGCAUUUUAACAUCUAAUUGAAGAUGAAAAAGUUUUCACCGACUUCCCGUGAACGCGCCGUUAGUCCGGACUAGAGAGGGGGGAGGAGGGGGGGCGUGGGCGUGGGUUGACCGGCUUUCUCGGAGGCUCAGACACAAUGAACCGUCAGACGGAGAGGGGCACGCGCGUUGGGCCCGGGGCAUUAGCAUGAUUUUAGAACAUUAAUAUUUUUAGACGUGCCUUGAUAUUGUUUUGUAAACUUCCUCUUAAACUGCUGACACACCAUAUGACCGCAUCAACUCUCGACUGGAAGCAGGUUGGACGUCGAGUUUGAGGAGAACGAGGUCGGGAUCAGACCAACGUCACAGUUUGCCCCUCCUAGCGAGACUUUUCGUUCUUUUCCCCCCGCGGACACACACACACACACACACACACACACACACUAAAAAAAACCGAAACCAAACAAGAUAAAAAAUGUCGCUGCCUGCUUCGUCUGAUUACUUCGCCGCGGAGUGUCUCGUCUCGAUCUCCAGCGGUCCCGUACUGCACAGACCCACUCCGGUGGCCCCCGCCAGCCAGCCCGCCCCGGUGGGCCUUCACCCCGGGGAGCCCGACGGGUCGAGCGAGGACAGGGAAGUUCGAGAGACGCUGAGGCUGGAGGGAACCAACAUGAUGACGGUGGCCGGGAUCCUCACCGACCUGCACAGCAAGUUCCGCCCGAUGUCGGCCUACUCGGAGAGCAGCAACUCCUCGUGCGGUGGGGAGAGCGGGUACACCACGUUGUCCGACCCCACCACCCCGACCAUGACCCCCUCCGCAACACCCGUCCCCGGACAGCAGCAGCAUCAUCUCCAGCAGCAGCACCACCGAGGGGCCGGGGGAGUCGGGCCUCCGCGGUCCCCCGUCAAGCGACAUCAGUGCACUUUUGACGGAUGCGACAGAGUUUACGGGAAAUCAUCGCACCUGAAGGCUCACAUCCGGACACACACAGGUGAGAGGCCUUUCCCCUGCACCUGGCCCAAGUGCGAGAAGAAGUUCGCACGCUCUGAUGAGCUCGCCCGCCACACCCGCACCCACACGGGGGAGAAGCGCUUCCUGUGCCCGCUGUGCGACAAGCGCUUCAUGCGCAGCGACCACCUGAUUAAGCACGCCCGCCGCCACCCCGACUUCCAGCCCUCCUUGCUGGCUCGCUGCAAGGCCACGCCCACGUCUUCCCACCAACCCGCCCACACCUAGGAGGGCGCUUAGGUGAUGUCCGUUUCAAAGUCAACCAGCUACAAUCAAAUCCACUGGGCCGUACUCCAAAACACACAUGCACACACACGCAAGGAAGAGGUGAACAUCUAAGAAAUCUCCCCAUUUCAGUCCUCACUUACCCAAAAAAUUAACUCUUCGGACCUAGCGCUCUUCCGCUUGCGAUUCCUGGUUGCACACGCGUGUAUAGAAGUUUACAGAACAGCAGAUUGGACUAAGCCUUCUGAGGUGUUAGAGCUUUACUGCAGGCGGGUAGAAAUUACGCAGCGCUGCGUGAAACUGAACAUAUGCAAGAACAAAAGAGGAAGUGCUUUUAGAGAUUCACCACAGAAUGGCAGAUGGAUGGAUUUUCUCCAGAACAUAAUUGGUUCCUCACCACCACCCUGAAAUUUAAAGGUACAAAACACCUGUAAAAUUCAAUCAUACCAAGAAACAUUCCUGAAGCUUGCCUCCAACAUAACGUUAAUACUGUUUCCACCUUUUCUAACCAAAAAAAAAAACCCACAACUCACAGAAUACCUCAUUGUUUAACGCAGGUUCACGGCAGCACAAUCAGUUUCAGUCCUGAUGCUUUCUCUUUAGCUUCAACGAGAACGGUGGAGUGCAUCCUAAGCCAUAGAGAACUCCGAAUCCUAACGUCUCAGAUUCAAACACUUUUUUGCAAGUUGCAGGGAUUUUUCACAUUUUCUUUCAUUUCUGUAAAAAAAAAAAAAGAAAAAAAAAAGAUGAUGUUCAUACUUCUCCUCAUUGAGAUUUUCACUGGUUUCUCAUGGUUCAUCCUUAGGGCUAAGCGUUAAGUUUGUGAUAUUAGGUAGCCGGGCGGUGACUAGAACUUUUUUUAAAUUUUUGCUGUUGCUUUGCUUUUUUUGAGUCCUAGCGAUGAACCAUUCAUGUUUAUUCAUUAGUAGUGACUAUAUGUGGAAUAUCUUGUCGAUAUUCCCAUCCGAUCGCAUCGUUUGGUCGGGAAGCAGAACACACCUCUCUGUAGACAAGCAGUUUGCACACCACUCUGAAGGCUAGAAUCAUUAUCUUCACAUAAUACGCAGCAGUGUUAUGUCUAAUAUUGAUGCAAUUGUAUAUAAGCUUUAAGCUUUUAAUGUAGAAUAAAUGGUAAUGCUACUAGCAGCAGAAAUUAUACAUGUAGUCCUUAUAUUAGGGGUAAUAUUAUGCUAGAUAGGUUGGCAUUGCCAGUGAGAGUUGGUGUGUGUGUUUUGUUUUCUUUUUUUUCUCUUUAUAAUUUGAAAGGAUAGUGAUUGAAAUUGUAAGUGUGUGCGUGUGUAAAAGUUGGACUUUUUUUUUUUUUUACUUUUCUCGGCGGGGAAGAGAAUGGAUGUGUGUUUAGCUCGGUGCUGCCUUCAGAUUAAAAGCAUUCGAUCCUCUGGCUUUGUCGGACCAGAUGGUAGAAUGUGUGGAAGUGCGUGGGAUCAGGUGUGCCAGAUGGAUUUUUUUCCCCCCUCUCCUUCUUCUUCGACUUCUUUUUCUUCCAGUGCAGAUAAACAAGUCGUACAGGUCCCACUGGAAGAAUAAUCUGAUUGCAACAGUUUUUUUGUUUUGUUUUGGUUUUUUUGUGGAAAUCCAAACAUGGUUGCUAGGCAUUUGGAUCAUCGGCACUGAAGAAAAGCUGGUGUCAGUAAUAAGAUGCAAACAAAACAUGGCUGCCUUCACUUGACCAAAGGAAAGCAGCCAACAAUUCUGACUGCUACAUUGUCAGACCCGAUGUGUUAACAAAACAAAAAAAUAGUAGCAGCUUUUAUUAGCCUAAUAAGUUCAGUCUGGUGCUGCUUGCUUUGCUGCUUUGUCAUUAUGCAUAGUAACAGUUUUCAUCACGCUUCAGUCAAAAUUUCAGUGGAGAAGAAAGAACAUGCAGUUCAUUCCUACACUGUUGCAGCCAGACAUUCACUGAUAUGUGGAAGAGUAUUAUGGCUCCUGGCAAAAAAAAAGGAUUCAUGAAGUCAGAUUUCUGGGAAAAAAGUUGGAAUUCUGGGAUUAAAGUCAGAUUUUCAUUCAUUAUUAUUAUUUCCCAGAGGCCCCAAAUCCUCCUCCAUAGAUAUCAGUUAGAACUUGUAGGGAAAAACAGGUUUUGUGGGUACAAUACAUGUUAUUUACCAGCAUGAAGUUGCUACUAGUUUACUUUGCGCACUGAGCACAUUAAUUAGCAUAUGGUCCAUUUUGGGUUACAUUAAUUUACUUUUUCCCGACUCAAUGCACAAAUUAUCGGAAACCCACUGCAACUAUAAGUAGAGGGAUGGGAACUGUAAUUCCUGGCUGUUAUAUCGGGGAACAAAAUGGCGAAGCAGCAAAGGUAACCCAGAACCAUUUUUGUCAAACGAAAACGUACCAAAUAAAACGUUUAAAACCUGCCGCAUAAAACCCUCCAAAACAUUAGAAAGAAAAGCAAAUCAUUCAGGAAUAAGAAGGAGCCGGCAUUACAUUUUUAAGGAAAGACUAAAAAUGACCAAAGUAUUGUAGUAAUUAUUGAAAAAUACAGUUACGUCAAUGUUAUUUGUAACAUUCAAAAUGCCUUGACAUACCUUUAGCAGGUGAGCACGCGCCCCUUUUUCAUACUCCACCCGAACAGGCGUUUUACUCCGAGGUACAGUUUUCACUAAAGCCUCCAGAGGGCGACGUAGAGCUGGGAAGAGACAAAAAAAAGGAAGCGAACGAAGCUAGACUCGAUGUAUCCUCCUCCCUGCGAGAUGAAUAAUCCCCACGGGGAAAAUGACAAAUCUCUCUUCGCUCCUUUCCUUAAAAACAAGCGUUGUUGUUGGUUGUUGUUGUUGUUGUUGUUCUUCUUCUUCUGCUCAAGAUUUAGCUUUUUUUGUGUGAAUGGCGCUACCUUUUGGUUGGGUGCUUUAUUGUUGCUGUCGAAGCGGGCAGUGGGCGCAGUUUGGAGCAACAGGUUCACUGCGCCACUUCCUGUUGCAUCACAAGUAAAGGGGCUUUUAACCGAAAAAUUUUCGCGACUGAAAAUUUGAGUCAUUCUGAAAAGCGGACCUUGGUACCAGUAACCGGGCCACGUAUGUUCAGGAGUUUUUGCUCAAGGUGAAGCCAGUCUGUCUUUCGUGUCAGUGAUUCCUACACUGUUUAUCCCACAUUCCUUUUGUCUCAGCGACCAGUUCUAUCAGGAGACGUUUGAAAGCCUUGAGCAUCGUCAUGACUACUUAUUCACCGUGUUUACAGCUGCAUCAUCACAAAGGUGGAUAUUCCAUCAGAAACAUGCAAGAUGGCACUUCUUUUUUUUUUCCCUGAAAGAUGCACAUGGCUGAAGAGUGGAAUGGCUUGCACUGUGACUGAGUCUCUACAAGCACGCACUGUGGAAACUUUGCUAAUGUUUAUAACAAAUGGUUUGUAUAAAAAGAGAAUAAAACUGCCUUUUCCCCAUUUGCUUUAAAAAGCGAGAUAAACGAACCGGGUAGUCGUUGCUUUUAUUAUUUUUGUUGUUUUUCUUUUUAGUCUAACCUAGUUAUCCAGGCCAUUUCUUCUUGUGGAAUUUCUUUCGUAGAUGAUUGUUGUACCUUGAUCCUCCGACGUAAUCUCUUCCGAUUCAAGAUGUCUUCCUCUCUAUUUUUCACAAACGGCAGCAGUUCAAUGUCGGUUCCGUGUCAGUGGGAACCCGUUGAAGUAAAAAAAACAAACAAAAAGAAAGCAACACUGAUAUUUUUAUACACUUUUUUUUUCUGAAGGAGGUUUACUGCUGGCAGUAACCUACCAACACAUGGACUGUUUAAAACAAAAGGAACAAACACAAUCUACUUCUGUUUUCAGAUGUCCUGCUGUCUCUCAUGGCAGGUGGACGAGUCAGCUGACUCUUAUAGCUAUAAAAUCACAAGAACAUACCUCACAGUUUUACUUUGUUUUGCAGCGUCGGUGCAGAUUCCCUCCAACCCUUUCUUUCCAGUAUUCCCAGCUUGUCAUUUAGCCUCUAGUUUUCCAAAGUUAGCUGAAGUCCUUUCCAACGGAUAAAUCAUUCAACUUCCUUUAGGCUUUGGCUACAGCAGGGGUUUUUUUUCUAAUAAAGGGUUUAAGUCAACUGCUGGUUAAUGGAGUGACCUAAAAGGGGAAAUGAUUAGAACACAAAGUCUCAGUUUUGUAGAAGACAUUAUCCAGUUUGGAUGAAUCUCUUUUUUUAUAUUAUUAUUAUUUUCUUUUCUGCUUUGAGGGACAACGAUAUCUCAACCACACUAAUUCAGUUAUGCACACUGUACAGGAAGUGGAUGUGCUGUAUUUUUAUGUUUUAUGAUGGCUCAUUUUUCUACAAUGUUGGUUUUUUUUUUUAAAAAAAGCUCUCCUAUUAAAGCUUUAGUUAAGGUCAUUUGGAAGAACUGUGGAAUUAAAUAAUAGCUACAAAUGGCUGUUUUUUUAUAUUUAUAUUCUCAGGUGUCUUAAAAUUGUAAGAUUUGAUUUUUUUUUAAGCAUUGGAGUUUCAAAAUUUUCCUGUGCAGCACCGAUGUAUAAGCAUUUUAUUACUUUUGUUUUGCUGAUUAAUUUAUUACAUAUCAAAGACACAUCAUUUAUGUGGUUUGUUUUCAUAACACAUUUUGUCAUAUGGGACUGUACUAAUAGUACACUGUUUCAAUGUUUGUUUUACUAUUUCUUUUUUUUUUUUAAAUAAAAAGUCUGACGU